This is a messenger RNA of Adineta ricciae, 1398 nucleotides long. NCBI's taxonomy places the organism in Eukaryota, Metazoa, Rotifera, Eurotatoria, Adinetida, Adinetidae. The record is from the annotation of a GenBank genome assembly.
AUGGCAGCAGGAACAGCUAAUCGUUUAGAUUUCGAAGACGAUGCUUGCAAAGCACGGGAAUACUAUAUGUAUGGCGAUUACAAGAUGGGAUUGGCGUUUUAUGACUUAGCAAUUGGUAAACUUCGAGUUUAUUGUCAAAAGUUAUCGAAUCCAACAGAAAAACAGCAAGGAGCCAAGUGCAUUACUGAACUCGAACAGGAAGCUCGAGCAACUAAAGAACAUGCACGUUGCCUCGAAGAGGCACAAGAAAAUUUAAUAGAGCUUAUGGUGAAUAAAAACAAACGAGCAGCAGAGGAUCGCACUCCGAAUUUAGCUUUCGAUGAUCAUCCAGUAAGAGAUAUCUGUGCCGAUCAACGUCGACCCGCUCACAAACCCGCACCAUUUCAACCACCAGCGCCGCGCGCUGAUGUAAAAUCUGCGAAUAAUAACAACAAUCGUGGCAAGAAUGCUCCAUCAAGUGCACAUGGAAAUCGACAUAACUCACGUGAUAAUAAACCUGUCAAUAAUCAAGAGAAGAAGUAUGUACCUGUUGGAGCGGAGAAAGAUCUUGUGGAAGGUUUAGAACGUGAUAUUGUUCAAAAGAAUCCUAAUGUUCGAUGGGCGGAUGUGGCCGGUUGCACAGGUGCGAAAAAGCUCUUGCAAGAAGCCGUUGUUUUACCGCUCGUUAUGCCUGAGUUCUUCAAAGGUCUUCGCCGUCCGUGGAAGGGUAUUAUGUUGUUCGGUCCGCCUGGUACAGGCAAAACGAUGUUAGCUAAAGCAGUAGCGACAGAAUGUAAAACAACAUUUUUCAAUGUCGCCGCAGCAAACUUAACAUCGAAAUAUCACGGCGAAGGCGAGAAACUUGUUCGUUUAUUGUUUGAAAUGGCGAAAUUCUACGCUCCUUCAACCGUCUUCAUUGAUGAAAUCGACUCUCUAUGCUCAGCUCGUGGUCAGUCGAACGAACACGAAGCAAGUCGUCGCGCAAAAUCCGAAUUACUCAUUCAAAUGGACGGUGUAGCCGGUGCUCUUGGUGGUGAUGAUCCGACGAAAAUGGUUAUGGUACUCGGCGCAACUAAUCAUCCAUGGGAUUUGGACACCGCUAUGCGACGACGUUUGGAAAAACAUGUUCCACUUGAUAAAGAUGUUAAUUUGGAUGUCAUCGCCGAGAAAUUAUCUGAUUAUUCCGGAUCGGAUAUAACUGGUGUUUGUCGAGAUGCAGCAAUGAUGCCAAUGCGUCGAAUUACGGAAAAUUUAAGCAUUUCACAAAUACAAGAACAAGCUCAGAAUUUGAAAGAAAAACUCUUGUCGCCAACAACAAUGAGUGACUUCGAAGCGGCAAUAUCGAAAGUUUCUUCGUCAAUAUCAAAAGAAAUGCUCGAUAAAUACGAUCAAUGGAUGAAAGAUUUUGGUUCAACUUGA